This is a messenger RNA of Gryllus bimaculatus (two-spotted cricket), 411 nucleotides long. NCBI's taxonomy places the organism in Eukaryota, Metazoa, Arthropoda, Insecta, Orthoptera, Gryllidae. The record is from the annotation of a GenBank genome assembly.
UGCCCUGAUGCUGGCGUUGUGCGCUCAGCUGGCGUCGUCGGGGGAGCGGCAGGUGACGCUGCGCGCGGUGCCGCCGCAUCUGUCGGGCGCCUUCAGCUGCGAGGUGUCGGCCGACGCGCCCUCCUUCAGCACGGCCGUGGCGCGCGGGGAGCUCACCGUCACGGACUUCCCGGACCUCAAGAUCUCCAGCGACCUGUACGACGGCGGCCACUCGCUGACGGCCAACUGCACCUACCAGCCCCUCAAGCUGCCCACCUCGCUCACCUUCUACGUCAACAACGAGCCGGCGCCGGCGUCGCUGGUGCGCGAGUGGGAGGGCGGCGCGGCGCUGCGGCUGGCGCCGGGCCCGCGCCACGUGUCGCCCGCCGGGGAGCUGGGCCUGCGCUGCGUGCUGCUCGUCGCCGGCGAGUU